AUGAGCUUCCAUUAUGUCGAUAAAGGUCUAGCACGGUUUCUCCAAGUACACACUGUGUUAGUGUUUGAGGAAGCAUUUGAUCCAUUGGAGCUGAAACAUUGCUUUGAGCAACUCGUCCAGAAAUGGCCCAUACUUCAGGCUAGACUGAACUUUCUGCGUACAGGGACAUUUUCUACCUCGCAAACCCACUCAUUCUUCCAGCAUCGUGUUAUCGACGCCACACUUGCGGAAACUGUCCCUGUUUAUCCAAUGAUCCACCAGAGCAUGCAGGAGGAUGAUUACAAGCGGUUGAUGGAUCUCACAUCAAUACCUUGCUCCAUCUAUACAACUUUGUUCCCUCCAGUCUGUACCCUGACUGCAGCUUGUCUUAAAGAUGCCUGCGUGUUGAAGUUCACAUUCCAACAUGCGUUUUGCGAUGGACUAGGCAUGUCUAUGAUUGGGUGGGCCUACGCAGCUCUCCUCUCUGGAAACCCUAUUGAUAUUCCUGACUUCGAUCGGCCAGUCACUCUCCAGUUCAACGCCGCCCCCAAUAAUCCAUCCAAUCCUCAUUAUUGCCAUGACCCCUCCCCUAGCACACUAAGUAAUGGCAGUAACCGCCUGUACUCUGGGGGGCUGUCACAUUUCACCCUGGGACUACUGUGGCACCGACUGGCACCUGCGUCGUGUAGCAAUACGGGGUCUUCCCGCAUGAUGCACAUUCCAGCGCUAGUAAUUGAUCAGCUUGCCGAUCAUGCUACGAAACAAGGUAUUCGCAUAAGUCGUGUGGACAUUCUCAUGGCUAUGAUUCUUCAGGCAAAUGUACGGGUAUUCCCCCAUGACUCAACAACCACUUCCUACCCGCUGGCUUUCAUGCUCAACUUCAACCACCUACUGGUCAAUCCUGCCAAAUUCCACAACAGCUUCUGGCCUGUCCCAAUUCCACGGCCGCCAGGCCUCGACCCGAGUCAAGUCAGCCACGAAUCUACGAUUAACCUAGCAGCCCACAUUCGCCGCGUGACACGAGUCGCUCAAUCAGCAGAGUGCCUCGAGGAUUUCAAUGCCCAAUAUCAGCGAAUGGGGCCCUGGCACCUCUGGCAUCCGCGAGCAGCCAGCCCAUCGCAUCCUAGGACUAUGGUCACCUCCAUGGCCCAUUCGAACCCCUACAAUCUGGCGUCUAAUUCCGGCGUGCGGCCGCUCUUUUUCGAUAAUCGCAUCGAAACCAUGGAUUUAGCACAAUAUCUUGGCAUCUACCUGCAUGGUGCCAUCAACGUUAACUUAGAUCGUAAUGGCAAGGGGUUUUGUUUGACUGGGUCUUUGCAUCCCCACCUAUGGAGAGAGUUGGAGAAGAUUCUUAUCGAGAUGCAGAAGUCGUGGACCGUCGUUCAGGCGCGUGAGGAGCACAUCUCGCAAUACUCCAAGGACCAAGGCAGUCCAGGCCACCCUCCCGCCUCCGACGCCACAAUUCGACUCAUUUGUGAGCAGACAGAUGGAAAUAUCGAAUCGCAUAUAAGGAUCUAUAAACAGAUCCCGGCCGCUGGUACUGAGGCCGAGCCAGCAGCUGUUCGCGCCAAGCAAGCCAAACCCUGUGAGCCAGAUGAAUUGAUAACGCUCCGUGCCCUUACCAGAAAGGGCUCCAGAUUCACGCCGCGCCUGCUGGACUCCAAAAACACCACCCAGGAUGACUCAGGCUUUGUCCCUGGUGGCUUCGUAGUCUAUGUAGCCUGGGAGGUAGUUGCUGGCGAACAACUGGGUACAGAGGGUGGGGACGAAGACUGUGGUUUCUGGAGGAUGGAACGAGAUAAAAGGGAGAUCGUCCGUGAGCACUUCAAAAACAACUUUCUACAGCUUUCUAAAUGGGGCUAUAUGCCACUUGGUGGCAGGUUGUCCAACCUCGUUUGGGAUGAGAGAUCGUCUACUCUCUUUUUCGUUGGCUUCUAUAUGGCGACGACUAACAUGAAGAAGAAAAAGUGGUCUCCUGCGAUGUGGUUCGCUUGGGGCCUGGCCAAGUGCCCCCGUCCCCCGGGGCCGGACUGGGAUGGGUCAACGAGUGAUUGGAAGUGGUAG
This is a messenger RNA of Aspergillus luchuensis, 2043 nucleotides long. RefSeq lists its product as uncharacterized. The transcript has 7 exons. The record is from RefSeq and is a predicted model, not a curated record. Lineage: Eukaryota; Fungi; Ascomycota; Eurotiomycetes; Eurotiales; Aspergillaceae. The coding region runs from base 1 to 2043 and encodes 680 amino acids.